Molecule: messenger RNA, 981 nt
Organism: Botrytis deweyae
Lineage: Eukaryota; Fungi; Ascomycota; Leotiomycetes; Helotiales; Sclerotiniaceae
Exons: 4
Coding region: 1-981 (326 amino acids)
Source: RefSeq, a predicted model, not a curated record
AUGGUUCUAGUUGUUCCACUCGAGAAUCUGAAUGCGCUGGCAUGGACCCUAUUCAGUAUCUCGACUGUGCUCACAUUUGGCCGUUUCUACAUCAGAUGGCAAAAAGGAAAGAGUUUGCAUCUAGAUGACAUCUUUAAUGCAUUGGCUCUUGGAUCCUUACUUGCUUUUGCCAUCACAUAUCAGGUUUACCUGCCUAUCCAAUAUAAUUACCAACUAUAUGCACUCGGUCUCGGAGGAUAUCUUCCCAGCGACGAUCAGUUGAUGUAUGCACAAAACGUGGGCAUCGUCAACAUUGUUUUCUUUUGGGUAACCAUAUACCUUGUGAAAGCAUCUUUCUUAGCUCUUUACUGGGCUCUAUUCUCGGUAUCCAGUGCCUUUCGAAAAUGGUGGCUUGCAGUCGCAAUCUACACUGGAAUUUCGUUUCUCGCAACCUUUUUCGCCAUUUUUUGGUCAUGUAAAACUCCCAGCCAACUUGAAGAUCUUGAAGCAUGCAAUACCAUAUCUGAGGAGCUCAUCAUUGGCCUCGAAACUUUGUGGUGUGUUCUCAACACAGUAGGAGAUAUAUUGACGAUGACAUUACCUUUAGGUAUGCUACGCGCAAUGCACAUGCCCACAUCUCGAAAACUAGGUGUGGCAGCUAUCGCCGGCCUAGUGAUCAUCGACAUACUUUUCGACGUCCUCCGAACCAUCUACACCGUCGGAAGCUACACGAGCUCAUUCCCCAAUGCCAAUGCAGUCUGGGCCCUUUGCGAACCCACCAUUGCCGUAAUGGUGUGCGCACUGCCCCCAUAUCGAACCUUACUUUUUAGAAAAAAGAUCGAUCCUUCGACUUCAUAUCAGGGAAUGCAUGGAACGAGGAGUACUCGGAAAACCAAGCCUGGCAAUACUUCAAGGCCCCAUGAAAUGGAUGAUAUGAGUGCGUAUAGUCUGGCUUCUACUCGAUCCGUGUUGGGACACCACGCGGAUGUGCAUGCUGUUUGA